Molecule: messenger RNA, 4386 nt
Organism: Gadus macrocephalus (Pacific cod)
Lineage: Eukaryota; Metazoa; Chordata; Actinopteri; Gadiformes; Gadidae
Product: F-actin-uncapping protein LRRC16A-like
Exons: 31
Coding region: 418-4050 (1210 amino acids)
Biological process (GO): cell migration; regulation of Arp2/3 complex-mediated actin nucleation
Cellular component (GO): plasma membrane; lamellipodium
Molecular function (GO): protein binding
Source: RefSeq, a predicted model, not a curated record
AUCCAGUCUACAGCGGAUUUCUCAUUUAACGUUAAUAUGAAUGAGUUACGUUAAUUUGAACGAGUUAACGUUAAUAUGAAUGAGUUAACCUGAAUAUGAAGGAGUUGGCAUUAGUAAUUUUUUGAUUUGACCUUUAUUUAUCCAGGAAGGUCCCAUUGUGAUAUUUAAUAUCUUGUAUUCCAGGGAGUCCUGGCCCAUUAUCAAUAUGAAAGGCAUAACGUUAAUAUGAAUGAGUUUAUGUUAAUAUGAAGGUGCUAGUAUUAAUAUGAAGGGGUUAAUAUUCAUAUGGAAGAGUUGAUAUUAAUAUGAAGCGGUCAACGUUAAUAUGAAAGGGCUAACGUUAAUUUGAAGGGGUUAACGUUAAUAUUAAGGGCUGAGUUCUAGUAUUGAAGAGUGUACAUGAAUAUGAAGGGGUGAAUGUGUGUGUGUGUGUGUGUGUGUGUGUGCGUGCGCGUGUGUGUGUGUGUGUGUGUGUGUGCAGGCGGGUUCUCCCAUCAGUACUGGUGUGUGUGCGACCAGCUGGGUCUGCCAUACCGGGAGGAGGUCCAGUGGGAUGUAGACACAAUCUAUCAGACUCAGGACACCAGAGAGCUGAACCUACAGGACUUCAUUCACCUGGAGAACAGGGACCUGGUGGCCAUCCUCUCUGUGCUGGAGUACAACCAGUGGUUCACCAAGCUGUCCUCCAAGGACUUCAAACUGCCCUCAGACGUGUGGGAGCAGGUCCUCAGGGUGGUCUCCAGGUCGGGGGUGCUUGAGGAGCUGCUGCUGGACAACGCAGGGCUCAAGAGUGACUUUGCGGUGAAGUUGUCCGGAGCUCUGCUCCACAACCCGGCCAGCUGUCUGCACACCCUGAACCUGGCCAACAACGCACUGGAGGACAAGGGUGUGAGUGCUCUGAGCGUCCAGCUGGCCAAGCUGCCCCUGGGCCUGAAACACCUCAACCUGUCCAAGAACUCCCUGUCGGCUAAAGGGGUCAACACCCUGUGCAUGGCGCUGUGUGCCAGCCCCUCUUCCUCCUCCCGUCUGACCCUCUUGGACCUGUCGUCCAACUCGCUCCGGGGGGACGAGCUUCCUAACCUCCACAGCUUCCUGAGUCAACCCAACUGUGUGGAGGCCCUGGAUCUGUCCAACAGCGACUGUGCUCUGGAGCAGGUGUGCGCGUCGCUCCUGAAGGGCUCCCUGGAGCACCUGAAGAUCCUCAACAUGAACAAGACCGUCUUCUCCAACAGGAGGAGUAAGGAGGUCCCUCCCUCCUUCAAGAUGUUCUUCAGCACCGCUCAGAGCCUGAAGACCGUCAGCCUAUCAGGGACCAGGCUGCCGAUUGAGGCCCUCAAGUCUCUGCUGCUGGGUCUGGGCUGUAACCCCAACCUCAGCGAGGUGUCUCUGGACAUCAGCUGCUGUGAGCUGCGGUCGGCGGGCUCCCAGAUCCUGGAGGGGUGCAUCGCUGAGAUCCCAAACAUCUCCAGCCUGGACAUCUCUGACAAUGGUCUGGACAUGGACCUCAGCCCCCUGCUGGUCUGGCUGGCCAGGAACCGCUCCAUCCAACACCUGGCGCUGGGCAAGAACUUCUCCAGCAUCAAGUCCAAGAAUGUGUCCCACGUCCUGGAUAACCUGGUCCACAUGAUCCAGGAGGAGGAGUCGCCCCUGACCUCCCUGUCCCUGGCCGACUCGCGGCUGAAGGCGGAGCUCAGCAUCGUGCUCAGCGCUCUGGGCUCCAACUCCUCCCUCACGCGCCUGGACGUCAGCGGCAACGCCAUGGGCGACAUGGGCGCCAAGAUGCUGGCCAAGGCCCUGCAGAUCAACACCAAGCUCAGAACUCUCAUCUGGGACAGGAACAACAUCAGCCCUCAGGGUCUGCAGGACGUGGCCGCCGCUCUGGAGAAGAACCACACCAUCCGCUUCAUGCCCAUCCCCAUCGUGGACGCGGCGCAGGCCCUGAAGACCAGCCCCGAGAAGACCGAGGACGCCCUGCUGAAGAUGGAGCAGUACCUCCUCAGGAACCACGAGACCAGGAAGUACCUCCAGGAGCAGGCCUACAGGCUGCAGCAGGGCAUCGUCACCACGACGACGCAGCAGCUGGUGGACCGGAUGUGUGUGAAGGUCCAGGACCACCUGAACUCCCUCCGGUCCUCUGAGACCCCGGAGGUCCAGCAGGACAUGAGGACCGCGCAGAACCUCAUGAAGGACGCGCGCAACGCCAAGAAGCUGCUGCCCAACCUGUACCACCUGGGGGGCUCGGGGGCUCGGGGCCCCUGCGUGGAGGCCAUCCAGGAGACCCUGGGGGCCAUGGCGGGGGAGCUGUCCGGGGUCAUCGACCGGCAGCUACAGGUCCUCCUCUCCUCCAUGGUGGAUACAGCAGAGAGUGUGUGUCCCCAUGUGAUGAGGCGGGGCAGCCUGCGGGAGGCGCUGGUGGAGGCGUGUGGAGGGAGGAUGGUGGUUCCUCGCUCCUUCGUCAGCUCCGCCCUCCUGGAGCAGUCUGGGGUCGACAUCAUCAACAAGAUCAGUGAGGUGAAGCUGUCUCUGGCCUCUCUUCUCUCCGACCGCAUCGUAGACGAGAUCCUCGACUCCCUGUCUGUCUCCCAGCACAGCCUGGCUGGUCAUGUGACCAAGCGGUACCAGCCCCUCCCAGACCCGGCCCCGCCCCCGGAGGCGGAGCUUCCUGAAGACUGUUUCAUGGAGGAGAUAAGCCCCGCCCCCGAUCAGACUGAGGACCACAGAGAGGACCCCAGUCCGACGAACCCGCGCUCCAAGAGGAAGAGUAUUCUGGUCCGCAUGCUGCGUCCCGUCUCUGUGGCCUUCGAGAUGGAGUUUGACCUGGACAAGGCGUUGGAGGAGGUGCCGAUCCACGAGGAGGACCUCCCGCCCCCCCCUCCUGCCAAGCCGCUCAGAGACUCCCGUUUCCUCGGCGACCUGCCCGCCCCCCCUCCCCCGGCCCAGCUGAGCCCCCCCGGCUGCCUGGCCCCGCCCCUCCGCACUCUGACCCUGCCCAGCGCCGAGAGGAGGCUGGAGCACCACACCAAGCUCCGCCCCAAACCGCCCAGCAGGACCAAACCCAGCCGCGCCCGCCGGCCCCCGCCCAGCUCCCCGGGCCCCGAGGGGGCGGAGCUUCCUGGUAAACUGGACCACGGCCUUGACGCGUUCUACCAGCGGACCGUCAACACACUCAGCCUCAGGCGGAGCUCUCCUGGUUCCUCCGGCUCCACACAGGAAGUGGCAGACAGGAAGCGAGGAGGGUCAGGGAGGGGCGGCCUGAGGCAGCUCCUCCAGCCUCGCGGCUCCCGCUCCUCCACCUCCUCCUCCACCUCCUCCGUCGCCCCUCCUUCCCCCACCGCUGUCGUCAUGGUAACAGUGGAGGAGGCGGGCGGCGUGUUUCGACCCAACGACCCUCCUGCUGAGUCCGAGACCCCCUCCCCCAAGAGCCCCCCCCCCGGGCCCCCCCCGGGGCAGCAGGAGGAGCAGCAGGAGGAGCAGCAGGAGCAGGGCCCCCCUCCUGCCCCGCACCCCUUGGGGGUCCGGGUUCUGGGUCUAGACCUGCUGGCCGAGAUGAAGGCGGUCCAGGAGAGGAAGGCAGCGGCACACAAGUCAGCUCCUCCCUCCUCUCUGGAUGCUCCUGCAGCAGAUCCUCCUCUCCUGGACCCUUCCGGCGGUCCGCCUCCAGACCCGGCCCCCCGCUGUAAACCCAGACCCCCCAAACAGCCCCUGGGUCCCCGGACCUCCGGGACCGGCCCCCCUGGCCCCGCCUCCCGACCCGGCAGCACCACCGGACCAGUAGGACCAGUAGAACCAGUAGGACCAGUAGGACCAGAAGAGACUGCUCCACUUCCUUCUCCCCUUCCUGCCCCACUUCCUGCUCCACUUCCUGCCCCACUUCCUGCCCCCCGCCUGAGGAGGGCGCCCUCCGAGCCGGAGACGGAGGAGGCCAGCGACCUCAAGGGGGCGGAAUCUCCUUCUGACCGGAGGGGUUCUUCUGGGUCAGAACCAGGAAAGGAUCAGAGAGCAGAGGAGGGUGAUGAAGACUCCCCUGAUGAUGAAGAACCCUCGGUCUGAGGCCCCAGGGGUCUGUCCUCCCCGGUCCUCCCUCAGUCCACUGGACCAGACCGGUCCAGACCCCAUAUAGGAUCAUAAUAAUAAUAAUAAUGCCUCCUAACUUCAUUACAGAUUCAUGAAUCAGAUAAGAUGUUCGAUCUUUACUGUCUUUUUUUAUAUAUGAAUAUAAUGGUGAUGGUUUUAAUUUUACUGGGAAAUUAUAUAUGUGUUUUAUUUUUUAUUUGGUUGAAAUAAAUCCUGUUCUAUUGUGGGAAACCCUUCCUAUCUAUGUAUACGAAGAUGUACGUCAAAUCUAAAGUUGUGAAAUAUUUCUGGAUAUUAAAGUCUUGAUUGAUA